GCAUUUGGUGGAUGAAGUGCUUUCUGCCUACCGAGGGUCCCAGGAUGUCUCGCUUCUGGUAGCGAGCAGCCCUCAGCUCCAGGGACGGAAGGGUUAUUGCUGCGGUGCAGAGCGAUGCAGCUGGAGCAUUGUCUUUCUCCCUCUAUCAUGCUCUCCAAGAAAUUUCUCAAUGUGAGCAGCAGUUACCCACACGCAGGCGGAUCCGAGCUUGCCUUGCAUGAUCAUCCCAUUAUCUCGACCACUGACAACCUGGAGAGAAGUUCACCUUUGAAAAAAAUUACCAGGGGGAUGACGAAUCAGUCAGAUACAGACAAUUUUCCCGACUCCAAGGACACACCAGGGGACGUCCAGAGAAAUAAACUCUCUCCCGUCUUGGACGGGGUCUCCGAGCUUCGUCACAGUUUCGAUGGAUCUGCCGCAGAUCGCUAUCUGCUCUCUCAGUCCAGCCAGCCCCAGUCUGCUGCCUCCGCGCCCAGUGCCAUGUUCCCCUACCCCGGCCAGCACGGACCUGCUCACCCGGCCUUCUCCAUCGCCAGCCCCAGCCGCUACAUGGCUCACCACCCCGUCAUCACCAACGGCGCCUAUAACAGCCUCCUGUCCAACUCCUCGCCGCAGGGCUACCCGGCGCCGGGCUACCCCUACCCCCAGCAGUAUGGCCAUUCCUACCAGGGCGCCCCGUUCUACCAGUUCUCCUCCGCCCAGCCGGGGCUAGUGCCGGGCAAGGCGCAGGUCUACCUGUGCAACAGGCCGCUCUGGCUGAAAUUCCACCGGCACCAGACGGAGAUGAUCAUCACCAAGCAGGGCAGGCGCAUGUUCCCUUUCCUAAGUUUUAAUAUUUCUGGUCUCGACCCCACGGCUCACUACAAUAUUUUUGUGGAUGUAAUUUUGGCGGAUCCUAACCACUGGAGGUUUCAGGGAGGCAAAUGGGUUCCUUGCGGCAAGGCAGACACCAAUGUACAAGGGAACCGCGUGUACAUGCACCCCGACUCCCCCAACACGGGAGCGCACUGGAUGCGCCAGGAGAUCUCCUUUGGGAAGCUCAAACUUACCAACAAUAAAGGAGCAUCGAACAACAACGGGCAGAUGGUGGUCCUGCAGUCCCUGCACAAGUACCAGCCCCGCCUGCACGUGGUGGAGGUGAACGAAGACGGCACGGAGGACACCAACCAGCCGGGCAGGGUGCAGACCUUCACCUUCCCCGAGACGCAGUUCAUUGCGGUCACCGCCUACCAGAACACCGAUAUCACGCAGCUGAAAAUCGACCACAACCCCUUCGCCAAAGGCUUCCGGGACAACUACGACACGAUCUACACGGGCUGCGACAUGGACCGGCUGACGCCUUCCCCCAACGACUCGCCCCGCUCGCAGAUCGUGCCCGGGGCCCGCUACGCCAUGGCCGGCUCCUUCCUCCAGGACCAGUUCGUGAGUAACUACGCCAAGUCCCGCUUCCACCCCGGGGCAGGAGCCGGCCCGGGACCCGGCGCCGACCGCAGCGUGCCCCACACCAACGGGCUGCUCUCCCCACAGCAAGCCGAGGACCCGGGGGCCCCCUCGCCGCAGCGCUGGUUCGUCGCCCCCGCCAACAACCGCCUCGACUUCGCCGCCUCCGCCUACGACACGGCCACCGACUUCGCCGGCAACGCUGCCACGCUGCUCUCCUACGCGGCGGCCGGCGUCAAGGCGCUGCCUCUGCAGGCGGCCGGUUGCGCGGGGCGGCCGCUUGGCUACUACGCCGACCCGUCGGGCUGGGGGGCCCGCAGCCCCCCGCAGUACUGCAGCAAGUCGGGCUCCGUGCUCUCCUGCUGGCCCAACAGCGCGGCGGCAGCGCGCAUGGCGGCCGGCAACCCCUACCUGGGGGAGGAGGCGGAGAGCCUGGCUCCCGAGCGCUCCCCUCUGCCGGGCGCCGAGGACUCCAAGCCCAAAGAUUUGUCCGACUCUAGCUGGAUCGAGACUCCGUCGUCCAUUAAGUCCAUCGAUUCCACCGAUUCUGGGAUUUACGAGCAGGCCAAAAGGAGGCGGAUCUCCCCCUCGGACACCCCGGUGUCCGAGAGCUCCUCGCCCCUCAAGAGCGAGGUUCUCACCCAGCGGGACUGCGAUAAGACCUGCGCCAAGGACAUCGGCUACUACGGCUUCUAUUCGCACAGCUAGGCGCGGCCCGGCCCGGCCCCGCCGCCGUUUUGCACAAGAACCUCUCCGCGGUUAGCGCACUGACCCCCUCCCCAUCCGCCCCGGCCCGGCAGGGAGGGAGGCAGAGCCGCCGCCGCCGCCCCCCUCCCCGCCCGCCCCCGCGAGGCCCCGGGCGGCCCCGCCGCACCCCACUGGCAGUAGGAUGCUCAGCCUCCAACCGUACAGCGCUUCCUUCCUCUCACCACGGAUGGAUACCGGGGGACGAUAGUGCUAGUGGGGAAAAAGAGCCUGUGAAAUGCCUGUACAUAGUACUUAAUUUAUUACUUUUCUUUAGUUUUGUUUCCUAUUCGUUGCGGUUUUAAUUUUGUUUUCACUGUUAAGUCGUAACACUUAGAUCCUGUUUAAAUCUCCCUCUUCUGCCCCCGCGCCCUUCCCCGGCCCGCCCUCAGGUGACCACGAGCGGAGUUCUGUCCGCCUUUCUCCACAGCUCCUCGCAUGAUCGAACCCCGCCCUGCCCCGGGCCGCCAAGGCUGGGGCGCAACCGAGCUUUCCUCCGGCAGAACAGAAAUACUUCUCGUAGGAAAGUCGAUUAAAGUAGCAUGACGCCUUCCCAAAGCAAAAUUAACUGCCUCUGUAUCUUUCUUUAAAAGGAAUAGCUCGACAGCAGCAAUACCAUUAUUUUCGUGAUAUUCCUCCUCCCCUUGCCCCCGAGUGCCAAAUCCAUUACCGGUCCCUGCAGGUGCCAAAAAUGCUGACAAACUCUUCUCAAAUUUCUUUGCAGUUUUCCCCUCUUUCUUUAUAUCGCUGUAAAUCUUUGUAAUGAAUAAUCUUGGGAAAAAAAAAAAAGACAAAAAAAAAAAAAAAAAAAAAAAGCUAUAGACGACUGAAUUGUUGGUAACCAUAGUGUAGUCCAGUGGAGAUGAAUCGUGAGUUGUAUAUUUUACUGCAUUUAGUUUUGAAAUUGACUUUUUCAUCAAGUAGCUGACCGAGCUUUGCCUGUCCGCCUUGCGGACGCACCGCGAGGGCCGAACGCCCCGCCGCGCAGCCCCGGCUGUGCCAUGGCAGAGCGGUGCCUCCCGCGGCUCCUCCCGGCGAAGCACAACAGUAAAGACUUCGGAUUUCGAGUAGCAAAUCCAUAAAAUUAACGCGUUUUUAUAUGAGAAACAAUUACAAACCGAAAUAUGCAUCGGGCUAAGUAUUCGGUCUAGGUUACACUCGGCGGGGAAGUUUCCUAAUAGAAAUUCAGGGUCAUAAACGUGUGUAUAUUUUUGACUCUUCUGUAAAUCGAAUGUUGUGAUUUUUAUAUUCGUUCUGUUAUGUCCGUGGAACUGAAUACUUUAUACCAGUACAUGCUCCAUUGAGAAAUGUUUCGGUUUUUGCCCGUUUGUAUCGUCUGUGUAUGACAAGUAAAAUAAAC
Lagopus muta (rock ptarmigan) is the source of this 3544-nucleotide messenger RNA. RefSeq names its product T-box brain transcription factor 1 (gene TBR1). The coding region runs from base 115 to 2148 and encodes 677 amino acids. The transcript is spliced from 6 exons. Gene Ontology annotation, cellular component: nucleus. Gene Ontology annotation, molecular function: DNA-binding transcription factor activity, RNA polymerase II-specific; RNA polymerase II cis-regulatory region sequence-specific DNA binding. Gene Ontology annotation, biological process: regulation of transcription by RNA polymerase II; positive regulation of DNA-templated transcription; commitment of neuronal cell to specific neuron type in forebrain. The record is from RefSeq and is a predicted model, not a curated record. NCBI's taxonomy places the organism in Eukaryota, Metazoa, Chordata, Aves, Galliformes, Phasianidae.